AUUUUCCUACCACGGUGUUAAUUUUUCUUGUUUUUGUGAAGUUUUCACACUGAUAGCGUAUCUCUCCCCAGCACUUGUUGCAAUCUCUUUUCCCAGCUUGUAGUCGGCCUGUCAGCAAUUUUUGGUGUUUGGACGUGUACCAGAAUCUGUUUUUAUACUUAGAAAGUCAUUCCUAUACAAACACAUAAAAUCAGGUAUUGUUUAAAAUGGAAAACAGUGCCCAGUUGCAGGGGAAAGUCUCUCCAGGACAGAGUCCCAACAGCCCCGAAGCUCAAACAGCUCUCCAGUGAGGCCUCUCAGGAUGCCCGCGGAGGGGCUUGGGUGGGAAAGCUACUCCUCAGUUGGCUUCUGGCCUCCUGGAGGUAGCAAGAGUCCAGGCCCAAUCCCACCCAAGCCUUCCCGGCAGGGCCAACAUGGCUGUCCCACUUCUCUGAGCUCUGAGGUCCUCAGGCUGACACUCCCAGCUUGUCGUCUGUCUGGGCCUAGGAGUUCCACCUGUAAAAUGGGAGCGCUCACAGAGUUGAGGAAGGGUCCCAGACCAGGUAGGGCCCGACAAUGGCAGGCCCCUUCACAAUGGUUUCCAGGCAACAGGGACUCCUGAGGGAGGGGAGUCAGAUGCUGGAAGGGGCUGGAGCCAUCAAAGGCAGUUGAGGCAAGAUGACAGCUACUCAGAAACACAACCUCUUCACGCCAGAACCUCACUAUAUCCCUGGCUACGCCGGAUUCUAUCCGCAGCUGCGCUACCAGGUGGGGAACACCUAUGGGCGCACCACAGCACAGCUGCUCAUAGACCCCAGCGUGCAGAAGAGCCCCUGCUCCGUGCUGUCCCCCAUAUCCAAGCCCAAGUUCAUUGAGGACUUCAGCAAGUCCAAGCCACCUUUGAUCCCCUGCCGUGACCUGACUGAGCCCUACAUCCCCCACUACACUGGUCUGAAGCCCUACCAGAACUUUGAGAUCCUGGGCCGGUUCCCAUCCCAGGAGGUGGAUGCCCAGAAGGGGCCGCCAGGGGUAGAGAACAUAUCCAGGCAGGUCCUGCUGCCUGCGGGCUUCAUGCCCUACCCCCCGUACCCUCCGUGCCCACCAGGCAGGAAGGGGGACUCCAGAGACUUUGGACACCCAGGCCUGCGGCUGGCAUACGGGGAGGAGGGCUGGAAGAGCACCACCCCUGUCCACAAGGCCCCUGGGCAGGACCAGCUGUACCACUACAGGAGGGAUGAAUACCCACCCCCAGCUCACCAGCAGGAGACACUGGAUGUGGGCAGGUUCCACAGGCUACCUCAGCUGGACCACCCCAACCUGAUCCAACGCAAAGCCAUCUCAGGCUAUGCUGGCUUUGUCCCUCGGUUUGCCUGGGUAAUGGGGGUGAAUUACCGCGAUGGUGUCACACAGGCCAUGGAUGAGUUCGACAAGAACCAGCUCCUGUUCAGAAAUCCCAUCUGUGCCCUGGGUGAGAGGCUGCCCAAGACACACUGGCCUAGCAACACCAUCUACAGAAGCCAGGGCCUGAUACCUUUCUACAUGGGGUCCAUACCAUCCAUGCAGGACAACUAUGGGCUGACGUUUGGCAACAGUACCCGCAAGGCCUAUCAGAAGGAACUGGAGAGGCGACACCAGACACUAUGAAAAUGCUUUAAUGGUGGCGUCUGUACAGCAUGUGACGUCAAGACAGGAAGGAGAGCAAGUGCACACAGAGAACAGGUUGUGAGUGAAUAAAGAGUUCACACAGCUUCCACGCGCUUUACCAGGUAACAGCUCUAGGCCACCUCCUCCUCGGCCUCCUCCUCGAACUCUCCCUCCUCCUCGGCCGUGGCGUCCUGGUACUGCUGGUACUCGGACACCAGGUCGUUC
Messenger RNA from Ailuropoda melanoleuca (giant panda), 1848 nucleotides. RefSeq names its product ciliary microtubule inner protein 2A (gene CIMIP2A). Gene Ontology annotation, cellular component: nucleus. NCBI's taxonomy places the organism in Eukaryota, Metazoa, Chordata, Mammalia, Carnivora, Ursidae. The transcript is spliced from 7 exons. The coding region runs from base 658 to 1623 and encodes 321 amino acids. The record is from RefSeq and is a predicted model, not a curated record.